UUGCGAGUCUCGACGCUCAAAAUCAUGCAUCGCAAAAAGGUUCUCUUAAAGGUGAUAAUUUUGGGAGAUUCUGGAGUUGGCAAAGCACUGCGUUGAUGAACCAAUAUGUAAACAAGCGUUUUUCGGCAUCCUAUAAAGCGACGAUCGGGGCAGAUUUCCUCACGAAAGAGGUGAUGAUCGAUGACAAGUUGGUGACCCUCCAGAUUUGGGACACAGCCGGCCAGGAACGAUUCCAAUCGUUAGGGGUGGCAUUCUAUCGUGGCGCCGACGCAUGCAUCCUCGUUUACGAUAUUACGCAGCCCAAGUCAUUCGAAAAUCUUGACUCGUGGCGCGAAGAGUUCCUCGUGCAGGCCUCUCCUCCAGACAUAGAGAACUUCCCAUUUGUGGUUCUCGGCAAUAAGCUCGACCGCGAGAACGAUAGGCGCGUGCCGAAAGCUAAAGCACAGACCUGGUGCAAAUCUAAAGCCUCGGCACCUCUCCGAUACUUCGAGACUUCUGCCAAAGAGGCGGUUCAGGUUGAAGCUGCUUUCCAAGAGGCGGCCCAACUAGCCCUCUCCCAGGAAAAUACCGAGGCAGAUUUCUUGCCGGAAACCAUCAAUCUUGGCGCAGCACAGGCAGGUGGCACGGCGAAGAGCAGCUGUUGUUAGCCAAAUGAAGACGUGAAGCGUGUGGAGAUUCUGUGUUAAACAAAGGCUAGUUCAAGCCAUCCGCACCUAAGCGACCUCAGCCACAUUUGAUGGUGUAGCAUGGUGCCAAGCAGUGACGCCGACCCCCUUGCACAGCAAAUUCAACUAGCCUGGCGAAGGCUGGGUCUCACGAAGGGGAACCUUUUUGCGAGAGAAGAGAGCGCCUCUAGAGUCGAUUGAGCGGCAAGGUAGAAAGCCCAAAAGUUCCAGGCGCUAGCCGCGCGGUGGGGACUGGCUGCGCUGAGCUAGCCACCCCGGUGUGUUAGCCGGGUCGAGUGGGCUCUAAAAGGGGGGUCACGG
Molecule: messenger RNA, 986 nt
Organism: Aureococcus anophagefferens
Lineage: Eukaryota; Pelagophyceae; Pelagomonadales; Pelagomonadaceae
Exons: 4
Coding region: 96-647 (183 amino acids)
Molecular function (GO): GTPase activity; GTP binding
Source: RefSeq, a predicted model, not a curated record